AUGUCUGCAUCUCCAGACAGCACGCACACAGCUCUUUUCGGCGAGGAAUCUACUUUCUCUGGAGAGCCACAUCCUGCAGGUAUCAUAGACAAAUUUAAAACAGUCGUAGCCUGGCAUGCUCGUAGGACACAUGAUGCUUUACACCCAGCAAAGCGAAGAAAGGUAUCUUCACCGACCUGUGACACAUGCAAGCAAGCACUCUCCCGACCGUUCGUCUGUCUGCACUGCUCAUUUGCAGGAUGCUGGUCAGAAGGUCACAUCACUAACCACCUGAAAGAGGCGGGACAUACGUUUUGCACUGAUGCAAAAUCCGGAUCAGUCUUCUGUUCAGAGUGCGACGACUUUGUCUUUGAUGACACCAUCGACGAAUUGCAUCUCUCCACCGUUGUAUCGGUCGAGGAGCAAAGAACGAAAUUUCAAGGCCGAGAGCCAUAUCAACCGUGGAUUCCGACAAGCGACGAGUCCACUGCCCUGAAGUAUAUCGCCACAGUCCCCUGUCAAGGUCGCCGUGGGCUGCUCAAUCUAGGGCAGACAUGCUUUUUGAACGUCAUUCUCCAGUCAUUCAUCCACAACCCGUUAUUACGGAAUUAUUUCCUCAGUGAUAGGCACAAUAGCAGGCUGUGCAAACACUCAGACUGCACCUGUUGCGAAAUGGAUAACCUGUUCACGGAGAUAUAUUCCCCUACCAAUACCCCAUUUGGACCCACCUCUUUCCUCGCCACAACAUGGAAAGUUUCUGCCGAGAUGUCAGGCUAUGCCCAGCAAGACGCACACGAGUUUUUCAUCACCGCACUCAACCAAAUUCACGGGACAUGCCGUGGAUCGACAAAUAUUUCGUGUAACUGCAUCAUUCAUCAGACUUUCGCCGGCCAGUUCCAAAGCGAUGUUACGUGUGAGAAAUGCGGAACCGUGACGAGCACCAUCGAUCCGAUGCUUGAUAUCAGCCUCGAGUUGAGGUCAAAGUCUGGGGAAGCGGCUGCUGACAACACGCUUGCGAGCUGUUUACGCAGAUAUACCAAACCGGAGAAAUUGGGAGCAAGAGAGUACAGUUGUAGCAAAUGCACGAAAGCCUCUCACGAGGCCGUGAAGCGUCUCAGCAUUCGGACAUUACCACCGGUUCUCAGUUUUCAAUUCAAGCGAUUCGAGCAUAAAACGUCUGGGAAAGCUGCACCGCAAAAGAUCGACGCUCCAAUUCGAAUUCCAGUCUCUAUUAAUAUGGCGCCUUAUACGACUCUUGCUAUGAAUACAACCGGAAAGGACGGUGAAACAGGCUACCCAGGGCCUGACGCAAUGUAUGAGUAUGAUCUAUUUGCAGUUAUUAACCAUGAAGGGCAAAUGGAUAACGGGCACUACACGAAUUUUGCUCGUUUUCAAGACGAGUGGUACCGUUUUGACGAUGAAAAAGUGGCUCCGUCGACGCUCAGUGACUGCCUAGCCUCAAAUGCUUAUAUGUGCUUCUACGUCAAGCGCCAUCUUGACUACAAACCUCAUUUGAAACCAACGUAUCGGCUUGCACGUGAAAACGACAUUGUCCGGGAGCAAGCGAUGGAGCGAGAGAAAGAGGCAGCACGUAUGAAAGAAGUGGACGAUGCCCUGAUGGCGAUGGUCGGUGGAGACUGAAAUGGCCCCUAAAAUGCGAAGAGGACACAGAACGAUUGUAUUUAUAGGAAUCUAGUGGUCGUUAUUAACACAAGGAAAAGAAGUUUAGUACGAGGUGAGAGUAAGGGGAGUGUAGUAAUGGAACAACAUGGGGAAAGGAAAACAAGUUCGUGAUAUGCAAGAUACAAAGAAAUGGGAGUACCCGAUAUUUCCAGAGUGAGGUCGUCGCGGAUUUGAGGGGGGGAGGAAAGGAAAGGAUGGUAAUCAAGGAAUGAUAUCAUAAAGUUCGCCAUCUCUGACCCGGAUCUCUACCACUUCUACUGAGUCGUAAUCAGUCAUCGAAGAUGUAUUUGACGUCCAGGAGCUAGAAAAGCCUUUCGAGUUUGGUGGU
Suillus clintonianus is the source of this 1990-nucleotide messenger RNA. RefSeq lists its product as uncharacterized. NCBI's taxonomy places the organism in Eukaryota, Fungi, Basidiomycota, Agaricomycetes, Boletales, Suillaceae. The transcript is spliced from 12 exons. Gene Ontology annotation, biological process: protein deubiquitination. Gene Ontology annotation, molecular function: cysteine-type deubiquitinase activity; zinc ion binding. The record is from RefSeq and is a predicted model, not a curated record. Bases 1 to 1620 code for a protein of 539 amino acids.